AUGGUUGACGGUGAAGGUGACGAAGGAAUUGUACGAAAUGCUGCAGAUAUUAAUGAAAUGAGUGAACAAGUAUUCGACUACUUAUUAGGAACAGUUUUACUGGAGCCUUGUUUCAAAGUUCAUCGAAUUGCCAAAAUUACAAAUGCUGUGUUGCCACCGCCAAUUGAUAUGCAAAAUGAACCUACCAUAGUAGGUGAAUAUGAUAUUUUCGGAAGUUCAUUAAUUUCGCAAACGAAGCAUCAAAAAAAUAUGGAUGUUGUAUGUGACGAAUGCAAACGGCCUAUAGCAGCAAGCCGUUUUGCUCCACAUCUUGAAAAGUGCAUGGGUAUGGGACGAAGUAGCUCACGGGUUGCAAGACGUCGCAUAAACCAAACAAUUAACUACAACAAUUCAAUGAAGGCUUCUCUUUCAGCAGGUCGUUUACGUGAAUAUUCUGGUCGAGACAGUGACGUGGAUCACUCUGAUGAGGAUUCACAUCAUACAGCUGCGGACGAUGAUGAAGAUUGGGCAAGUAGCAGAAGAUCUCGAAAGUCGAGAAAAACAAAAUCAAGAAAUAGGACAAAGACAGUAUUCUGUUGA
Molecule: messenger RNA, 579 nt
Organism: Cercopithifilaria johnstoni
Lineage: Eukaryota; Metazoa; Nematoda; Chromadorea; Rhabditida; Onchocercidae
Source: the annotation of a GenBank genome assembly